AUGGAUCUCAAGCAAGUGGAUAAUGUAAUGAAGGAGUCUGAAGGCGGAUUGGCAGAGAAGAGGGGCAGCAUCAUCAUCUCUGGCACAGAAGAAGAUGGAAGUCACCAUGAAAUCGAUUCAACCACUGCACUUCAGCUAUUUCUCGAUCACAUCCCCAUCAGUUCUAUCCCUGGCAUCAGCAAUUCCCCUGGUACCAUCAUUCCUCUCUCCCGCCAUUUCAAAUGUAACCAUGGAAUUGGAUUUCUUCUACCCUCACAAUCUAAUUACCAGUGCAUAUGGCUUACCGAUGAAAAAUCUCAAUCUAUUCACUCUUCUUGGAUAGUUUUGGAGUUGAAUCUCAAUGACUGCUUGCAAGAUGCAAUCCCUUUUCUGUAUGAAAGGAACGUAUCUGGUGCCCCAAUCACAGAUGUCUCGGACUCUGGAGAUCAGAAAUUUUUGGAGCGCAAUAUCGGUUUCAUUGAUUUUUAUAGCAUGGUUCUAUGGUCUAUUGAGGUAUAUAUCCAGUUCCCUUUCCAUCCUACUAUGAAUGUGAUAAAGCCAAUGCAGAAUCAAAAGACAGCAAUUGCAGUGGGUUUUUCUCCAUGCUUGAACAAAUCUCUCAUAUUGGAAGAACUAAGAUUUGGAAAACGAGCUGUUUUUAUUUUAAUAUUUUCUGGAAAAUACCACACUAUGGUUCUACAUCCAUACUUAAUCGGUCCAAUAUAUACCAUCUUAACUGUUGAUCCUCACGAUCUUGAGCAGAUGGGAGAAUUGGCCAAGUCAUUUAUGUGGAAUCCUUUCUUCCCUGUGCAUUCAGAUGACACCCUCUUUCAUGUCCUGUUACUCUUUGUGAAGCAUCCGUUGAAAGUCAUCUCCGUCAUGGACCAGAAAGCCUCACUUGUCACCGGCUUCCUCACAAUGGUACUCCCCAUAGUCAAGGAUUUACUAGAUCCUUUCAACAUGACUAGAAGUGUAGUGGGUGCAUACAUCCAUGUUGACUGGUAUUGUGAACAGCUUGUGGAAAAUCGAAUUGAUGUAGUUCCGGUGGUGGACAUGAAAACUAAAACUCUGAUAGGAAAUGUGAGGAAUUAUGACAUCCACUUUCUACUGGAUGACGAUGAUCUCUUCAUCAACAGAAAGAGUCUGACGGUUGAAGAAUUCAUCAAUUUGGAUGCCAGAAGAAACAACCAGAGCUCAGACCCGACAACUGAAGGAGAUCUUGGAGCUCUUCUCUCAGCUGGAAUUCUCUGUCUGAAAAGCAAAUUUCUCCAGAGAAUGGACCCAGUAACCAACCGGAUGACUGACACCCUCAAGAAAGCAAUGGAAAACCUGAUGGCAACAAAAAACAGUUGCAGUUUCAUAGUUGACGAGUCUAAGCACGUGACUGGUGUUGUGACAUUAAGAGACAUAAUCAUGCAGUUUUCUCCACCGUUGAUGGAUUCAAGGAUUAAUGGUGGAGGUUUCUUUGAAUCUGCACUGGAGCAGGCUGGGUGCCAUACGCAGAUCAGAUCAAUGACUGGUUAUUGCUGAUUAUAUUUCUUGUUUUACUAGGGUGAUGCAACACCAGUUUUAGAACUCUUCGUACCAAGGGCAAGGGGUUCCAUUGUGCUUAGCCUGAGACGCUUAACCCAUUUGCUGCUUGGCUCUGGGCCGAGAGCACUGCCCUGAUGAGGACUGAAAUUUGAACUCUCGGGCUGCUCAACAUGGGAAAGGACGUGUUCCACAUCAAAACUCUCAGUUCUCAAUGUGCUCAAUCCCCUGUCGUCAACAGAAGUGGCUACGGCUAAGUUGGAAAGAAGCUCUUCCUGAAUAUUGGGUGAUGCAGUUGCCACAUUUCUGAUUCUCACUUCUUUGCUCGUUGAAGCCACUGCUGCCAGAGAAUUUUCUGCAUUUUGGCCCACCAAUCCAACC
This is a messenger RNA of Magnolia sinica, 1890 nucleotides long. RefSeq names its product SNF1-related protein kinase regulatory subunit gamma-1-like. Lineage: Eukaryota; Viridiplantae; Streptophyta; Magnoliopsida; Magnoliales; Magnoliaceae. The transcript is spliced from 7 exons. The coding region runs from base 1 to 1509 and encodes 502 amino acids. The record is from RefSeq and is a predicted model, not a curated record.